This is a messenger RNA of Aureobasidium musti, 7389 nucleotides long. NCBI's taxonomy places the organism in Eukaryota, Fungi, Ascomycota, Dothideomycetes, Dothideales, Saccotheciaceae. The record is from the annotation of a GenBank genome assembly.
AUGCCUACUACAGGUCGGAUGGACUCAUCACCAGCUUCGAGGCGGGCCUCGCUGUCGUCCAUCAACUCGCCCACUGUAGACAAGGAGGCUUUGCAGAAAGAGCUGGACCACAUUCAUACUACCGCCUCACGCUCAGACACUCUGACUUCGUUCAGCGACUUUGAGCGUAGUCGCACCAGCAGCCCCCGCGUGCCUGGCCCGAAAGAGUUGGUUAGUGGACGAAUCAGCGGUCUAUACUCGCGCUUGAGGCAGAGUGUUGGAGCUUCCUCUCCCGCCUCCGAUACCUCAGCCCGCCCCGCUAGUCGGGGAAGCUAUACCGUCACAGAUGCCUCGUCAUUAAGAAGUUUCUCAAAACCAGAAUCACCUACCCUUCUCCGUUCGAAUCACGUUUCGCGUCCGAGCGACGCCAGUGCUGUCAUUGCAGAAACCGACUUUGCUCCCGCUCCUUCAAUACCUUCGUCUGCCGUUCAUUCGCGUCCCGGCUCUCGUGAUCUGACCCGCUCAGCUGUGCAUACUGCUGCAUCGUCUCCUUCGGCGAGACGUGCCUCCCCGCCCAGACAAGGUCGUCAUGCCGAAAGCAACCAGAACCAGUCGUCCGUGGUGGAGAGCAANAGAUUGUCUCAAAAUCUGGAUGGAAAAGAUGGACGACGUUCAUCGCAAAAUCUUGAGCUGAAACGUUCCUCAGUCAAUUUGGACAACAACCGGCCAUCAUACAACUCCGACGGAAAGCGUCUGUCACAGUCUGACGCCCCGUUCAUGGGUCCUCGACCAGAGCGUCCUGUAAUAUCCGUGCAAACUGACCGGACCGAUAGCCCGUCUAGUACUCAUGUGUCCGCAGAACGACGUGACAGUGACGCUUCUUCGAGAACCCAGAAUCACCCAAAGCCCGAACGUCCUCCUCUCCGUGUGUCUGCUUCUCACUUGCCUAACUUGCGAAUAUCGCAGGCGUCUAUCGUAGAUGGCGUCCUGGAUACAUCAUCAAUCUUCAGUACCAAGCUUUCAACACCCAUGAUCGAUACACAGCCCAACUUCAAUGUCGGCAUGCAGAAUCGCCGGGUGCCACAUAGAGAGGGACAAUCAUUGGAUCCGUCAGACAAAAAAUCUACCACUAUACCUGCCCACCUCAAACGUCGGGUCAUCAGCAAGGAAUUUUGGAUGAAAGACGAGAAUGCUCGCGAUUGCUUCUACUGUGGUGAUCCCUUCUCGACAUUUCGCAGAAAACAUCAUUGCAGAACAUGUGGUCAGAUUUUUGACGCGAAGUGUACUGUGACUGUUCAAGGAAAGCCUUUCGGACAGUCAGGCACACUCAGGUUAUGCAAGCCUUGCGAUGCCAUGAUUUAUGGAAGUGAUGAUGAUUCGACGGUCUUCACCGACGAAGAUGAGCCGAUAAGAUCUCCAAUUCCUGCUUCUCACUCGCAGGACCAAGAUCUUUUCAAGCCAAAUGAACCAGCUCUUGCAACACCGUCGAUCGGUAUUCCAGUCUCGAGAAGGAACAGGGAGGCCAAAAGACGUUCUGCUGUCAUAGAAUUUGAUAUGCAGCCUACAUUGGCACGACCAAGUUCAUCUCGAUCACUGAAAUCUAUGACAGGAAGACCGCAUUCGUCAAGUCAUAAGCGUCACCACUCUCGCCAUCAGUCCGUACGUCCACUGAAGACUCCUGCGGAGGAGCGAGGGCCAUUCUACCAGAAUGUUGCUGAAACGCAGCGAAGGCCAUUCACUGCUUUCCACAAUGAUAACAUUAUUGAUCCUGAUUUAGCUCCCUUCCUGUCUGACGAUGGGUCCGAUGCGGAUGAUCAGCCCAGUAUCUAUACCACCAUUAGUGAUGUUCCUGCACCCUCUUCAAUGGACAAUGAACGGGCUGGAUUCACAAGCCUGUUAGCUUCUGCAGUCAANAAAGGUCGCUCACGGAGGGGUGAUAGAAGUGCAGGUGGUCAUAGCUUACGUGCUUCGCGCGACCUGGAGCACUUCAUGUUUGCUUCGAAACAUCUUCCAAAGAUGCGAAAACAGCGCAACCCAAGUAUUGGUAGUGUUGGCGUGUCGCGUCCAUCCCCUCGGAGAAGUCGUAGUCAAAACAUGAUGAAGACUUUUGAGGCCGGGGCAAACGAUCCUUCUGUUUUCGACAUCUUCAACCCUGGUCUUGCUGAUCAAGCUCAGGUUAAAAGAAGUUCCGGCAUGCAUGGUCAAAAUGCUCCUGCGGUUGAGUUGAACAGAGCCAGUCUGCAGCAUGUUGAACGCCUCUUAACACAGCUGCUCAAGGAAUCCGCAAUUCCCCGACGCCGACAUUGGCAGAAAGCUUUGAUGCCUAUCCUUCUGCAAUGUCCCAACGAUGUGGAUCCAGAUGUCCAAAAUGGCGAUGACAUGGAUAUUAGAAACUACAUCAAGAUCAAGAAAGUGCCUGGAGGCAAACCUGGCGAUACGUCAUACGUCUCCGGAGUCGUCUUCAGCAAGAACAUUGCAUUGAAAGGCAUGCGUCGAAGCUUUGUUCGCCCUCGCAUUGUGAUCAUAUCAUUUGCCAUUGAAUAUGCCCGCCAUAAUCACCACUUCAUGAGCCUGGAGCCUGUUAUCGCCCAGGAGCGAGAAUACUUGCGCAAUCUCGUUGGUCGGAUCGUUGCAUUGAAACCGCAAAUUUUAUUGGUUCAGCGGAACGUGUCAGGAUUAGCUCUCAACAUGCUACAAGAGGCAGGUAUUACCGUGGUUUACAACAUCAAGGAGUCGGUACUUGCUGCUGUUGCUCGAAUGACACAAACCGUCUUGAUCAAGUCGAUAGACAAGCUGUCAAUUGACCCUUCUGGAUUGGGACAGUGUUCUAACUUCGACGUCAAGACUUAUGUUCACGGAAACAUUAGGAAGACCUUUAUCUGGAUAUCUGGUUGUCAGCCUGAUCUCGGAUGCACCAUUGUCUUGCGAGGAGCAGAGAUGGAAACUCUUCGUCAGAUUAAACGUAUUACAGAAUUUAUGUGCUAUGUUGUUUAUAAUCUGAAGUUGGAGACAUGUCUGAUGAGGGAUGAAUUCGUGUUGAUUCCUUCCUCAAUCAGCACUGCCAAGUCAACCCCUCCGGAUAUCAGCAUCGUCACUUCCAAAGCAGUGGAUGUGACGAAUGUUCCUACCACACCGACAGCCCCAACGCAAGCAGAGGCUCAGAGCAACACAACAGAAACACCUGUCGGGACCGAGGACGAACAUUCUGAAAUUAAACCCAACGCAUUGAACCACCUGGUGGAUGCAGCUCGACACGUGGCGCCUGAACCCACUGCCAAAGCACAGGAUGACCAAGAUGCUGAGUCUAUGCCAUCGCAAUACAGAGAACUAAUUGAGACAGCACGGACUCGACUGAUCUCAUCAUCACCUUUUGUCAAGUUCCCCGAGCCAGUCCUUCUUGCUAAGGUUCAGGAUCAAGAACGACGGGUUGAACAAACAAAACGACUGCGAGAUCGCUACGAUGCCUUUGAGGUUGAGCACGACCACACCGAGAACGUUGGCGAAAGUAAAGAGGAGGACAUCGUUCAACAAGAGAAGUUCGAGUUGGUCAUGCCGGAAAUGAUCUCCAAAGCUGUCCCUGCCGAUCAAAGCAGGUCCACUCGAAAAUUCCUCCGAGACAUACAUGAUGCGCAAUACCAAAUGGCUCUUCACGAGUACGGCAUCAAGAAGCGACAGUGGGAGUCUUUCUUCUCAAUCAGCAACAACAAUCCGUUCAACCCCUUCAGCCAUCAGAACAUCUUUGUUUUACAUUCUCUUGUUAGCAACGCCUUAUCUGCACCAUGUGCUGGCCCUGAAGUGCUAGGCCUUUCGUUCUAUGCUGGUUGGGGAAACGCUGAGUUGGGACUGGAAGAAGAUCUUACUCUUGGUCAGUUCAUCGAGGAGACUUGUGCCACUGCAGCCACUGCGUGCAAGCAAUGCAGUCACCGUAUGUUCGAUCACCAUCGCCAGUACGUUCAUGGCGCUGGUCAGGUCAGUGUCUCUGUCAAACGGUUCCCAUCCAAAUUCCAGAAUCUUCACAACACAAUUCUCAUGUGGUCAACUUGCAAGAUAUGCCAACAGGAGACUACAUGGAUACCCAUGUCGGACAAUACCUGGAAGUAUUCUUUCGGCAAGUAUUUGGAACUCAGCUUUUGGAGUACACCAUUGAAACCACGAGCAGGUGUAUGCCCACAUGACAUACACAAAGACUUUGUUAGAUGUUUUGCCUUCCAAGGGCUAGCUGUUCGCAUACAGUGGGACAAUGUUGACUUGUAUGAUGUUUUGGUACCGACGCCAACAAUCAACUGGGAGGUCAAUGCUGGACUCGAACUCAAGAACCAACUCUACUUGCACUUCCAAGCGCGUCUAUCAGCUUUCAUCGCAUCUAUCAGAGUUCGUCUGGACUCUAUCAAUCUGUCUACUGUCGCGCCAGAGAAACAAACCGAUGCUUCAGCAACUCUAGAAAAGCUGUCACAGAAAGUAGAUAGUGACCACGAGGCACUGUUGCAGAAACUUCAGGACAAGUACAUGGCUUCCAAAUUCUAUGAGAUCAUUCCUCUCAACCGAGCAGUUCGAAUGAUGGACGAGAAAGCGAUUGCCUGGGACGACGAGUUUAAUGACUUCGAGACGAAGUUCUUCCCGUCCGAGCAUGACAUUAGAAGACUGGCUACGCUUCAGCUGAANAAGUUAUUCCUCGACAGAGGAGAAGCAGCUGGAAACUCUCACUACGAUCUAGGCGAUGCCGAUGAAGGUAUGGAGAUGAAGGAAAGGCCGUCAUCUGGCAUGGGCCUCACUGAUGAAGUUCUCCAAUCGGAAAAAGCUCAGCACAUGCUCACAGCUGUCGUUGAAGAACACGGUCAUUCGAAUUCUGACCCAGAUACGACCAUCGACUCACUCGAAUCAAGAAACCAAAACAUCGAAGUUCCGGACAAUCUCAAGCUUUCCAAACAACUGUCGCCUAGCGAAAUAGAGCAAGCGGUUGAGAGGGAGGAUGUCAAACAUCUUGACCUUGCUGUCCCUUCAGCAUUCUCCGAACCUCCAGCGGAUCAAGAAACCCCGAGAGCUGAGAAUGGUCCUCAAGAAGCAGAAACCUCCGAGUCAAAAUCUCCCGAAGCACCCCUGGUCGACCCUAGACCUCUGAACUCCAGCAUUCUCGAACGUAUCGAACAGAUGCGUUCCGCCGCUGCAGUAGCGACCAGUCCUGAGGCAGGCAUGCCUGAAUCAAAGAUACCACGUCUUGUACGCACCCGAGGUCCUUUGUCUCCACCACUUGCUCGUACCCAAUCCCAACCUGACGGGAUUCCCAAGAGGACUUCAGAGCCUGCAUCAGAGCUGCCAACGAUUCACGCGAUUGCUAGUGGCGAAAGUUCGGGCACUACUACACCUACUCCUGGCAAACAACAGAACAAGGAUUUGGCCAAGUCUAUCGAACUUCGACUGAGUGAUCGUUUGGGAGGCGGCUUUAAAAGUGGGAGAGCACAACAGUCACUGAUACCAAGAUCUGUGCCAAGCAAGACCUUUGACAACAACACUCGCGUAUCAGCCCUCGCCAAGCACUUCGAACAACUAUCUCGUGAGUUCGAGAGAGAAAGAGCGCGCGAGCGUAGACAGCGAGCGGCUCGAAGAAGGCAGGUCCGUGCCAAUCCUUUGGCUAGCAGCAAACCUGUUGUUGAGGUUUACCGAGAUGCUCGCGAAGCUGUUGGUGAGAAGACAGAACCUGAGAUUGUUGAGCCUCCUAUAAGCGAGUCGAACGAAACAUCGGACUUGCCGAUGGAGGAAGUACCUGAUACAGAUUCAAAGAUCGUUCAAACCCCUCACGAUAUUGAUGACGCCACGGAUAAUGAAACUGCAGAAUCAACAACCGGCCAUACAGAUACCGACGCCGAAGGUGAUACAACCGACAAUGAGAUACAUUUGCCUUAUAAACCUGGUCUCUCAGACCUUGGAUCAACUUCAGGCAAUGGAUCGAAUGCAUCUCCUCAUGAUGCAGACUCACAUCUGGAAAUGACACUGCCGAGACACGAAAAGCAUUCCCUCAUGAAGAUGCUCACAAGCUUCUGGUCCGAACGUUCCUCAUCGGGCUGGAAGUCACUCGACUACCCUUUACACUCAAAUGAGCACGUCUUUGAUGAUAGCGACAUCAUUGUGCGUGAGGACGAGCCCGCUUCGGUCAUCGCUCUUGCCCUUUCCUCUGCAGAUUACACCGCCAAGCUACGGGAAUUCCGUGGUAAUCCAAACAGUGGCUUCCACGGGCAUCACGCUCAUUCUGAAUCCCAGUCCAGCUUCAACUUUGCUGCAGACAUCAGUAGUAACGAUGCCAGCCAGCAAUCAGCCAUCGAGGCGAGCUUGAUCAGCGAGACCGGAACGCACAUGAAAUACAGCUUCAGCCACAACAACGUCCGCGCCACUUGCAAAAUCUUCUACGCCGAAUCGUUCGAUGCUUUGAGAAGAAAAUGUGGCGUCAGCGAACGGUUCGUCGAAUCUCUGUCGCGAUGCGCAAAGUGGGACUCCAAAGGCGGCAAGACCAAAUCACUCUUCCUCAAGACUUUGGAUGAUCGUUUCGUCAUCAAAUCGCUUCAGGAAGUCGAGCUCAAAGCUUUCACCAAGUUCGCACCUGACUAUUUCGCUUUUUGCGCACAGAGCUUGUUCCACGGCGUUCCUUCCGUGAUCGCGAAAAUGUUUGGCCUCUUCCAAGUCGAGCUGCGCAAUCCUUCCAAUGGCGUCGAAUUCUCUUCUUACCUUCUCGUGAUGGAAAACUUGUUCUACAGCCGCAACCCAACCCGAAAGUUUGACUUGAAGGGCAGUAUGCGCAAUCGCAAGAUCGAAAGCACUGGAUUGCCUGAUGAAGUACUCUUGGAUGAAAAUCUCGUCGAGACCAUUUUCGAAAAACCUUUGUUUGUCAGAGAACAUGCUCGAAAAUUGCUCAAGGCUAGUGUGUGGAACGAUACAAUGUGGCUCUGCAGACAGAAUGUUAUGGACUAUUCUCUAAUGGCCGGUUUCGACGACGAGAAGAAGGAAUUGGUGGUUGGUAUCAUCGAUUGCAUCAGGACAUACACCUGGGACAANAAACUCGAAUCUUGGAUCAAAGAUCGCGGCAAGAAUAAACCAACAAUCACAUCGCCAAAAGAUUACCGCAAUCGCUUCAGAGUGAGUAUGAUGCAAUACGUCCUGCAAGCACCCACUGUCUGGCACUCUUUCCUCGCGCCAGGUCUACCCGUCACCGGCGUAACCUUCAAUGCCGCAGGCGGAGUCGAGAUGCCCAGAAACGGCACUGUGACUGCAGCGGUAAUGGCAAAUGCAGAAGGCAGAAGUGUGGCUGGAAGUUGGGAAGAAAGGAGUACAGUGGAAGAGGAUCGUAGGCUUGCGCUUACGGAAGGCCAGGUCUUGGAUGAUGCGACCAUUAGAGAGAUGUCGACCAUGUCGUUUGUCUAG